UCUGGUCGGAGUAAACAAAACGCUUUUCUAAGCGACCGAGGCUGUGUUGAGUGUUCGCGCACAGUAACUUUUUUAACUGGAUCUUGAAACGACAUGAGCCGUGGUCAACUUGUUCACUGGAAGUUGCUCCUCGGCUCUUGUGUGUCACUGUCGCGGAACGUUUCCUGAUUAAUCGUAUCUGCAUCGAGGCGGUGACACACGCACCUACCGUUUGGUUUCAUUUUGUUAGUGUUGAACUUUGUCCCUCAUUAUGUGACACUUUUCAUCAUAGGUAAAUUGGGAUAUAGGUGCACGCACGACCAUGUUGUUUCAUCUGUUCAUACUCCUUCAACUCCUGUCGUGCGGAGAUCUGGCCUGUAUGAGGAGGCUGCUGUCGAAACAUGAAGACCAAGAAGUGGUUGUCGGUGAAGGGGACGCAAAGUCGUUCUUGGGCCGCCAUCUGUUGUUCAACCGGUUUGACUUUGAGAUCUUCGUUCCUGGAAAUCUGGAGAGGGAAUGUUAUGAAGAAGACUGCAAUUACGAAGAAGCAAGGGAGGUCUUUGAAAACAUCCCGGCUACAGAGGAUUUUUGGAAGAAAUACUCUGCAGAAAAGGACAAACGCCAAACACGGGUUGAUCUGACCUCUCUUUUGGUGGGACUGGUUGCUGUUGGUGUGGUCAUUGUUAUUGGUGGCCUUCUGCUCUGGUAUUUCUGCCAAGGCAAAUGCAAGAACUUAAAUCGCGCAAACUCCAUCCAGGUGCGACCGAGGAGGAGUAAUGCUUCACUAAUAAUGCGGCGGUUAGAGGAGGUGUCCUUACAACCUGUUCUCCCACCUACACAUCCAGCUUUGGAGGAGCCGGUGGGGUUGCCUUCUUAUGAGCAGGCAAUUGCAAAAGGUGGACAGUAUGAUGCCCCACCUCCUCCCUAUCCUGGCUCACGACCUGGGAGUAUUCGGCGGUAGUAUCUCCAGGACAACAACGUUUCACCAUCACAAGAUUUAAAAAACAUCUUAUGCCUUAUGUAUAUUUUUAUGAUUAUCUGCUUACACUCACACACGUCUGGCCUGUUGGGGGUACCUUUUCCUCAGCAGUAUAAUCCCCCUUUCUGAUCGCCCUUGUACCAAAACAUAGUACUUAGUUGUCUGUACUAACUAUUUUCCAGGGUCUAAAUAUGCUUUAUAAUAUUACCAUAAACCUGUGCAGAAUAAGCUUUAUAAUACAUUUGACCCAGUUUGCUGCUUUUUGUCUUAACGUAAAUGAAGAAUUACUAAUUAAUUGGACAAGAGGGAUUUAAAUUGCCGGAGCACUAAGGCCCUUAGGGAGCAGUUGCUUUAGACACAGCAUAUAUAGACUGGCUGAGAGAAAGAUUAUGUUUCAUUUCAUGAUAAGUAUUAAUUGCAAAUGAAGAGAAACAGACUGAUCUGUGUAGUCAUACAGGAUCCUG
This is a messenger RNA of Cyclopterus lumpus (lumpfish), 1422 nucleotides long. RefSeq names its product proline rich Gla (G-carboxyglutamic acid) 4 (transmembrane) (gene prrg4). Lineage: Eukaryota; Metazoa; Chordata; Actinopteri; Perciformes; Cyclopteridae. The record is from RefSeq and is a predicted model, not a curated record. Gene Ontology annotation, molecular function: calcium ion binding. Bases 302 to 940 code for a protein of 212 amino acids. Gene Ontology annotation, cellular component: extracellular region. The transcript has 7 exons.